GGGUUUUCGCCUUCUUGUUCCACAGCUCGCCGGCAAACCACAACCACGGCGGCGAUCUGCUCCCCCCACCCCCCUCGACGGCGAUGGCGCUCUCGACCUCCCGCCCGCACCGCCUCCUGCGCCCUCUCAUCCGUGGCUUCCACGCCACCUCCCAGGCCAUGGCGAGGCCUGAGCCCCACGAGUUCUCCAAGCCGAGCGAGUACCUCGGGAGCUGGGACCCCGCGGGCGACCCCCGUGAGGCGUGGGCGCGGCUGGAGCGGCUGCGCAAGGGCUACGCGCGCGACGUGCGGCAGCUGCGGAGGCAGUACUCCUACGAGGUGCAGCUGCUGGAGGCCGAGCGGCAGCGCAAGGCGGAGGCCCGCGCCGAGGCCGCCCGCCUCGCCAACGAGGAGCGCAAGGCCGCCAAGGCCGCCGCCGCGCAGACGCGCGCCGCCGAGCGGCGUGCCUUCGAGCAGGACUUCCGCCAAGCCCUUAUGAAAGAAAGAGCUGAGAAGCUUGAGAGCUGGAGGGAGAAGGAGAAGCUCAGAGCGCAGAAGAAGGUGGAACACAGGGACCUCUUGCGCAAGAAAAGCUCUAUGUGGGUGGCUGAGGAUAAACUGGAAAAAACAAUUCUCGAAGCUAUUGGGAAUUUCACAACUCUAUGAGGAUACAAGAUGAUGUGUUCUGAAAGCAUGUUGGAGGAUGGACUGAAGGAAGCUUAUUUGUCAUUCCCUCCUGGAACUAAUCACAACUUCCUAAGCAAUAACAUCCAUCUUUGAAAAUUUUGCUGCAACGUUGUAUGUUAUGUUUUUAGACUUGAACAUCGAGCUGAAACUGUUUUUUGCAUUGCUUUUCCUGAGAGAGACCGCUCUCCUCUUUUUUUUUUUUUUGUUGUUAAACAGUUGUUGCACGAUUAAAAUUAUCAGAACUAGCUUUAUCCAUCAUGGACAGAAUUUGGCUUUUCCUACAUGAUCUCCUAAUGCAAACUGCAUUUUAUUUUAUUUUUUUCCUUUGCCGUUUGCUGCAAUAUUUGCCAUGAUUUAUACACCGGCAAUGUUCCUGGAGGACAGGCAUGUAGUCAAUCGGCAUUACCGGAGCGGGAUGGUCGUCUCGUUUGCUAGUUCAUGUUGCUUUCCAGCUUUAUUUCUGAAAUGUGGCGCUCUCAGUACUGCAAUCUAGUGCUGUGGCGUCAGAAUAGUUGACAGUAUUACCAGCCGUGUCUGCUGCUGUAAUGGUUUCUGAAUGAUUCUUGGCUUUGCUGUUUUGCCUUCUGAAGCUUGCCACUUCAACUAGUAUCGCACCGAGCUGAGGUACUUGUGUCAGUACCUGGGCUUGAAAGCUGCUCAAGUUCUGUGAGUCUUCAAUCAUGAUGGUUAGGGAUCUAAAACAUGCUCUUGAUUCAUGAACAUACUAUUCUUUAAGACGAGGAAAUGAGAAUUCUGUGUUGCCUAAUACAUUUCAAUGGAAUAUUGAAGUGCCUUGUUGAAUUUGCUACUACCACAAUACACUGCAAAUUU
Messenger RNA from Oryza brachyantha (malo sina), 1496 nucleotides. RefSeq lists its product as uncharacterized. Bases 84 to 644 code for a protein of 186 amino acids. The transcript has 3 exons. The record is from RefSeq and is a predicted model, not a curated record. Lineage: Eukaryota; Viridiplantae; Streptophyta; Magnoliopsida; Poales; Poaceae.